AUGUCUGGCAGGCGGGACAGCCUUUCUCCUCCUGAGAGGAGUGGCACCAAGGAUCCAGGAGCGCAUGAAUUAGAUUCUGAUUCCGAGGACCACUUCUCCGACGCUCAGUCCGCCCCUCAGAGCCCAAGUGCUUCCCCUGUUCCCAAGCUUCGAGUGGAGAAGACCAGCAAUGAGCCUUCCUAUGGCGAAGUCCCCGGGACGGAGGCGUACAAAAUGCGGCAGGAGGAUGCUGAGCCGGACGAGAUAGCGGUGGUCACUGAGGAGCAGAAGACGGGUCAAGAGGAGGAAGAGCUCAGAUCACCCACUCCUGGCGGCCAUCCCAUCCCCAAGACCGUGGUUGAGGAGAGCGUCGGCAAUUCAGAGGAGCAGUCCCACCCAGAGAAGAAGUACACGGCGGACACGCCGGCAGAUCUUGUUCUCAAGCCUGAUGGGUCGACGGACGGGGAAGAGGGAACUGAUGAAGAACCAAUAUCACCAGCCUUGUCCUCGCCACAAUCUGUCCGCUCCAGACGAAAGUCCUCUGUUGCCAAUCACGAAGGUGCUGAUGAUGAUGGCUUCGGAGAUGACUUUGACGACUUCGAAGACGGUGAUGACGACGCGGAUUUCGGCGAUUUUGACGAUGGCUUCCAAGAGCCUGAAACGCCCGGUGCCCCUCCAGCACCAGCUCCAUCGUCGGUACCGGCUGUACAACCCCUAUCAUUUCCUAUACCGGACUUCGACGGGAUGGACACAGACGAUAUCCUCAGCACCACAGAACCCUACCUCAACGCUCUCUUCCCCACAACAGCUGAAGAUGAGGGCAUCACCAUAACCCCACCAUCAAAAGACAACCCAAUAUUUCUCACUCCCCGAUCCGCGUCCCUCUGGUCCCAAUUAGUCGCCCCACCACCGCUGCAACCGCCAGACUGGAUUCGCUCACGCAUCAGGCGACUCUUUCUCGUCUCGCUCGGUGUACCUGUCGACCUAGAUGAGAUCCUGCCCGCAUCAAAACAGAAGAAACUAGUCUUGCCAUCCGUCCACUCACCCAGAACGUCCAAUGACUCCCGCAGAUCAGGAUCGAAGGGCCCAUCACGUCUCAAGACCCCACAGCCAGGCCAGGAGGGCGGCAGCGGCAGCCCAUCAGAUUCUGGGGGCGGGACCGGUGGCGGAGGGGGAGGAGGGGCGCGCACCGGGACGAAACGCAAGGCGCCGCCGCCAGAGUUCGACCUGGUGGCCGCGAAGCAGCUGUGCGCGACUACCGAUGAGGCCCUGGACGGGAUGACGGACGCCGAGCUGAAGGAGCACAUCAAGAGGCUCGAGGGCCUAGACGGCACGGCCAAGACGGUCCUGAACUACUGGCAGCAGAGGACGGACGAGCAGAUUGGGGAGAGAGAGGCGUUCGAGGGGGUCAUUGAGAACCUAGUGAAGCACGCCCGUAAGACGAGAAAGUAA
This is a messenger RNA of Diaporthe amygdali, 1431 nucleotides long. RefSeq lists its product as uncharacterized. The coding region runs from base 1 to 1431 and encodes 476 amino acids. The transcript has 4 exons. NCBI's taxonomy places the organism in Eukaryota, Fungi, Ascomycota, Sordariomycetes, Diaporthales, Diaporthaceae. The record is from RefSeq and is a predicted model, not a curated record.